Molecule: messenger RNA, 1137 nt
Organism: Fusarium musae
Lineage: Eukaryota; Fungi; Ascomycota; Sordariomycetes; Hypocreales; Nectriaceae
Exons: 2
Coding region: 1-1137 (378 amino acids)
Molecular function (GO): protein binding
Source: RefSeq, a predicted model, not a curated record
AUGGCUGAAGGGCGGUUUCUUCCCAUCAUACCGACUUGGUUCAGCAACAUCGCAUCGCAACGGAAUGCGGUUCUUCUCAGCCUGAUAGAGUCCUGGUCACCAAACUCCAGCGUGGAUGUACCUCGCGCCUUUUGCAAAGCUCUGGUCAAUGGGAUCGAAGCCUCAGAGCAUUCGGAUAUGAUCCUCUGCUUGCUUUAUUACCUGGUCUACGGCGAAGAAAAUGGAUACACCUUUACUCCAUCAAUGCUAUGGGAAGCCCUCAUCGCCUGGGGUAUUAGAGACAAAGACUACACAGUGUUUACUCUCACACAAAUCUCCAACGCCUGCGCCAGUUUUGCCUUUAUCGACUCUCAAACGGAGGUCAUGAAAUUGCGAUCACCAUUGCUGUUGGACUACUUGCGAAAUGAAGUAUUUGACGACAAAUACCAUACGCGACACAUCAGGGCGACAUUCCUAUACUUGACACGAGGCGACCACGAAGGCGCGUGCAGGUCAUCUCAAGAGCUCAAAGAGAGACUGAAGGCGCAUCCGUUUCUCUGUUAUGCCGCCAGAACUCUUGCACCGAGUCUUGCAGCUUUGCCAUCGCUGUCUUACGACACAGAUUUUCUAAAAAUGACAACCUCACAUAGAUCGGUAGACUCUUACCUUCAAGCUGCCGAAGCGUGGCCAUACAUUGAUGAAGAGAGCUAUGAUGAGUUUGAAGCUGAGGAAGAGAGAUGGCGGUGUUAUACGCGAGGAUAUACUCCCCUUCACCUCGCUGCUCAUUUUGGAGCCAGGGAGACACUGAUCCAGUUGCUUGUUGAUCGCGGCGACAAUAUUGAGGCUCAAGCGGCAAAUGGACAAACAGCGUUGCAUAUCGCAGCGGAGAUUGGAGAUUCGUCACAUACAGUCAAGCGGUUAUUAGAAUGCGAGGCCAAUGUCGCUGCAGUGGAUGAAGAUGGACUCACACCUUUGGCUCAUGCCAUUGUAUAUGGAUGCUUAGAGUCAGUGAGGCUGCUUAUUAGUCACGGUGCAGAUAUCAAUGCGCUAGAAGAGGAGGAUUUAUUAGAAUGUUAUCGCGAGAAACCUGACAUUGCGGAGUUUCUAGUCGGGCUCGGUGUUGGGAUGCCAGAGGCAGAGUCAGAGCCUGAAGAAUAA